Messenger RNA from Cetraspora pellucida, 173 nucleotides. The record is from the annotation of a GenBank genome assembly. NCBI's taxonomy places the organism in Eukaryota, Fungi, Glomeromycota, Glomeromycetes, Diversisporales, Gigasporaceae.
AAGCUAUACAAAAUUUAGCAAGAACUAAUAUUGCACAUCUUGAACUAAAAAAAAACCAUGUUCAAAUCAAAACUAUGAAAGAAAUUACAAAUUAUUUUCAUUGGCAAUGGCCAAUUAAAGAUGAUUUGGCAGGAUUUAUAAAAGCUCAGAUGCUUCCUAAUAUUGAAGAAUAG